GUUUAGAUCCUAGAAGAAGGUAGUUCGUGGAUAUUUUACAAAUCGUCUCAAUAGGUUCAGUCGGAGAAGAGAUAAACAAAAGUUCUUUGUUAUGAAACAGUGAAGCAGAAAAGUUACGUUGCUUUCGUAGAAUGAAACGUUGAUCGAAAUAAAAGAAAAUAAUUUUUAUUAUUAAAUCCUAACCGCAGAAAAGUGCUUUAUUUUGACAAUUUUCAAUGCAAAAGUGUGAUAAACUUAGAGACUUUUCGAUUAGAAAUUAAAAGUUAAUCCGAAUGAGACAUACAACAUAGUUCAAUUAAAGUUGCAAUUGCUGACGAACGGAGUCGUUUUUAACAUAGUUUCGCGUAUUACUGGACGCCAAUAUAUUGUUUUUGUCGAGCUGAUAUACAGCAAGAUCUCUUGGCUGUGACGAAAGCCUUUAGCCAACGCGGCAGUAUUCAUUCAACUAACCAAGGCAUACUUUUUUUUUGUGUCCACGACUAAUGCACAUAAGGUCAUCACCAAUACGAAUCUAACAGAAACUAGCCACUUCAUCGUAAGACUUUUAAUUUUUCCUCGUUGUGAUGAAAUCGUUUACUCCGAACGAGUGAACCGUUCAUCAACCACAAAAUCAGUUAUUAUCCGUCGCAAGAGUUUUGCUAUCAAUCGUUGACGAAAAGGCUUCGGUCUGGAACCAAUUCAGGAUACGCAGUUUUUGAAUUUAUCAUUUUGAUUGAUUUUGAUAGAAAUUUAAAUUUUUGUGUGUCGAAGCGAACGAAAGGGAUUUCCGUUAUAAUAUUGGACAUAGCCCACCGACAGUGAUAAAACUAACACUCAGUUGUUGUUGUUAUUUUAAUGAUAGGAAGCGGCCAACGGGCACGCCAACGGAUCAUCUGCAACAAAUAGUAGCAGUAACGCAACAAUGGUUAAAACAUUUCAAGCUUAUUUACCGCCAGCAAAUCGAACUUAUUCAUGUGUUCACUGUAGAGCACACCUAGCUAGUCAUGAUGAGCUAAUAUCAAAGUCGUUCCAAGGCUCUCAAGGUCGCGCCUAUUUAUUUAACUCAGUAGUUAACGUAGCCUGCGGUCAAGCCGAAGAACGUGUACUACUGACUGGACUACAUGCCGUGGCAGACAUAUACUGUGAAUGUUGCAAAACACCACUGGGAUGGAAAUAUGAACAUGCAUUUGAAUCUAGCCAAAAAUACAAAGAAGGAAAGUACAUAAUCGAACUAGCGCAUAUGAUAAAGGAGAACGGCUGGGAUUGAUCUCAAUAAUAAAAUGUUUAAAUGAACUUCGUUACGCGAUCAAGUUCAUCUAAGGAAAAACUAAUUUUUUUAUUGUAAUUCAACAUUCGCACAAAUUAGUCGCCAAUUCGUACGUCAGUGAAAUGGGAAAGGGGGGCACCGACGCUCGGAAAUGUUUAUCGAAACAAGUUUUAAGUCGUCGAAUAUGAUCCACCCGAUCGGCAGCCACUAAUUGCCCGGAUACAACAAACGAGUGGUUGUCCGAUCUAGCAACAGUUUAGAUUUUAUCGAUCCUAUACCGACCACCCUAUUGGAACGUGAAAAGUGUUUUCGAUUUUAUCGUAUAAAUAUGGAAUGUUUUAUGUAAUGGAUACUAAAAACUGCGAACACUUUUCCAGUGAAAUUUGUUUCUUUUUUAUUUUUUAUUUUUAAUGAUACUAAAUGAUACUAAAUCCGAUUACGUAUGGUUUCCGUGGAAAAAUGAUUUUUUUUUAUGUUUAACAUACCGAACAGACAUUGAUACGAAUUUCACUUUUUAUUGAUUUUGAUUUUGUGAGUAAGAGAAACCUUUUCUUGUCAAGACGAAUGAUUGUUUGAGCUUGGUAGAUACAUUGUGCUCUAUGUGAAAAUAUUGGCAGAGAAACAUAACUUUCUGUAAAACGGAAUAUUUUGCGUAGUCAGCUCCAACGAAUAAAUGGAGAAUCUGUGCUGCUCGAGCAGUGUCAAAAUCUCUUCAAGUUACAACAAAUCGGAACGACUCUUCUAACAAUGAACAAGUUCGAGCGAUAUGAUCGACGUUAACGAGACGUUAAUAUUAGUGGUUCUAUGCUAUCCAGGGCAUAUUUUCUACCAAAUUUUAGUGAUUUUAAAAAUGAAAUCCACACAAUUAAGUAUGCCAUUUCCGGUUAAAAUUUAACUUUGACACCAACAUCACUCAAUCAUUUACUCUUAAUAUUACCGCAGAAGUAGCUACUGCCAUGGAAUUACAACUUCCAUCAAUUUAUCGCAUUUUCAUUGCGAAUGCGAUAUGAAUAAGUUCCUACUGGCGAAUGCUUGUAAAUAAGACUCGUAACAGGUCGAUUUUAGUGCAUGAAGACUGCAAGACAUGAUAAACUAACAUUGAAAUUUUGACAUAAAAUGUUGUACGUUCCCGUGGUUCGAAUCUUACAACGCUUGCUUCUUACGCAAGAGGGCUCAAAUCUACUUCGGAUGAUUAGAAAGAAAAUUUUUGUUUCCAAAUUUCAAGUUGAUUUCUCAUGCCUUGCAGUCUUCAUGCACUAAUUUAUAUGAAAGUAAAAUGUUCGGAUUAACCGACAAAGCAAUACAACAUUUGAAUAAGGUCGAUUUUAACCUGACCGGAACCUGAAUCAUUCGCCCUGAACAGAUUCAGGUCAUGUUCAGGUUUCUCAUUAAAAUUAUCUGAACCUAAUCAAAUGUACCGUUGACCUGACAUGACCUGAUCCAGCCUGAAACAAAAAUUUAUUUAGAAAUUUAAAUGGAAAAUUGCAAAAAUUUACAUCAAAAUCAGGUAACCCCAAAACCGGUCAGGUCACAUCAAGUUAUAAUUUUUCGGGUCGAAUUAGAAUUCAGGUUAAUUAAGGUCGGGUUAAAAUUAACUCAACCUGACCUGAUUCACAUGGAAUUGUUCCUUACAGUGUAAGAUCAAAAUCAGUUUUCUUUCAUUAAUUUGAAUGUAGUCGGAUUGAGCCGGAUUCGUUUUGGUAGUGUUCUGUCACUGUUUGUGUUGAAACAGAUAAACGAUUUUCUUGUUGCAAAGAAUAGUGGAUCUAAAUAUCGUAAUUCGUGUGAAUAAGCAGAAAAUUUCUUUUCUAAAAAAAAUUAAAUAAAAAAAAACAAAAAAAUAAUCAUAGACUGAAAAACAUUUUCGUAAAAUUAAGAAUUAAACAAAAAAAUUAAAAUUAAGAAACAAAAAAAAAUGAAAUUCAAUGUUUUUGAAUUAAAUUACAAUUUUGUUUUUAGCUUUUCAUUUUUUCAUUUUUUUAUCAUUUCUUUUUUCUUUUUUUUUACUUAUUGUGCCUACUAAUGAAUAUUAUACACGAGAAUAAAACUAAAAAAAAAAUGAAAAACAUACUAAGAAUAACAUGGGCGAUAAGUGUAUGUAGAACAAAGUUUAAAAAAAAAGUUGUCUGGAUAAACGAACGUUAAGAAAAAAAACUCAAUUUUAAUGCUGAAAAAAGAAAAUUGAAAAAUUAAAUCAGAUAUAAAUUAAGGGCUUGCAUCCUUGUAGCUAGUCUGGACACUUUCCAGUGGUAAAUU
Molecule: messenger RNA, 3502 nt
Organism: Bradysia coprophila
Lineage: Eukaryota; Metazoa; Arthropoda; Insecta; Diptera; Sciaridae
Gene: Ypel
Product: Yippee-like
Source: RefSeq, a predicted model, not a curated record